CAGAAAAUCAACAUGGCGGCGGCGUUGACGACGAAGCGAAAGAGAUAUAGUAAGAAAUCAAAACAAAGCUGGAGAAAGAACACUAAUAUUAGGGAUGUUGAGGAACAUCUUGAAGAGGCAAGACGCGAGGAAAGAACCGGGUGAGUUGAGGCGUAAUCGGCCGAUUGUAACCGUACUUUGAUGUGAUCUAGUGGCGAAACUGACGCUAAACAGCUGAUCGAGCUCUCCACGUGGAAUUUUGGUUAUCGUAAUUUUAACUCAGAUUUCGUUGAAAUUUGCAUUUAAUCAUUACAAUCGAUGUAGUUGAUAAUGAUAGGUUACUGAAAUGAUGGUUUAGUUUCAGAUUAUUCGUAUGAAAAGGUUCAUAUACUGACCUGAAAAAAAUUACGACAUAAAUAAGUAGGGCAGAGUAAAGGUUGAAGUAGAUGAAGAAGUUAAGACACAAAAUGUAUGGAAAAAUAACAUGCAAAGAUUUAACACUAGCUUUCAAAUUCUAAUCAGUUACCAUGCUAAUUUUAACAACAAAGUGCACGUUAAUUAUGAAGGCAUUGGUGGCCCUGUCGGCAGACCUUCGUGGAGAAAGAUGUAUUGUUUAUGAUCUGAGCAUUUGUAUAUUGUAGCAGCUGAGAACUGAAUAGUUUGUGUAGAUGAAGGAUCAAUUAGAAUCUGAGUUGUAGUGGAGCAGAGAUUUUAACAGGGUUUACAAUCCGUAAUUUAGUUUGUAAAUAGAUUAAAUAUCACUUUGCUUGGAAAAUUACUUCAAUUCACUAAGGGCAACAAGUAGAAAUUAGAAUUUAUGCUGUAUUAUUUACUCAUUAUUCCAGUUUCAAGUUGUUACAGGCUGUGUCAUUUUCAAUAUUCCUUCAUUAUACAGUGGUCCAGUUUCUGAAAAACCAGAUGAAAGCUUGUACUUUCUAGACCACAGAACUGAAGAGAGAAAAGUUACUGAAGGUAAAAUGAAUGCAAUUCAAGUAUAUAAAGCAGAUGAAUCUUAAUCUCAUCAUGGUCUCUGGUAUACUCAGAUGAAUAUUACUUAUUAAGAACCAGCUGUCUCAUUAUGGCAAUUGUAUAAAUGAUUUGUACUGUCUUUGUGAAUGAUUUUUGGAUAAAGAAUGAUAUGCUGAAGCAUUAAGGAAUGCUGACAGGAUUUUCAGGUCCACACAUCAAGUAAGGGAGUGGAACAGGAGGGGAAAGGCAUUUGCCAUCAUUAAGGAGUGACCAUUUAGACCCAGUAACAAAAUAAAAAUAACAUGUUUUUCUUCCUUGAUUUUACUGAUACUUAAUCUGUAAGAAGCCCGCCGAAGGAGUAGAUACAGUUACAAAAUUUAUUCACCAAGUAAGACUGGGGUAAUGAAUUGUUGUCAUGAAUGAGCUGUUUUAGUAAACUAUUUAUAAUCAUCAGUAAGAACUCUUCUUUGUAAGUUGCAUAUUGGUAUACAAAGCCUCCUGCAGUGGAAUUGAAGCAAGUAGAAUUUAAUUCAUCCUCAUGCAGAUUUUUGUUUAUCUGGAUAUGCUACUCUGACAUACAGGUAAACCUAAAGAAAAUUCAAGAAAACGAAAACUCCUGAAGGCUGAUCAGCUAUUACCAGAAAGCAAAAUUAAACCAAUUGGAAGCAAGAAAAGAAAAGUUCACCUAAAAAGCAAGCAAAGGGAAGAUUUCAGCAACUCAUCAUCUGAUUCUGAGAUUGAAGAGGAGAGAGGCAAACUUGUUAAAGCUCAGAUAAAUAAAAAAAAGCUCAAAACAGCUGCAGUGUUUGAUUUAUGGGAAGCACAAGGUAAUGACUGUGCAGUUAUUACUAAGUAUACUAUGGGUUCUGUUGUAUUCAUGAACAUGUAGCAACUUAAAAUGGAAUACAGGUUAAAGGGAUACCAAACCAAGUUGAUUUUUAUUUUUCUCUGCUGAUUAAGAAUUUUAAGAAUUUAAGACUUGAAAAUGUGAACUAAACUUGUCUAGUAUAACAUUAGUUUGACUUAAAUUCACUUUAAUUUAUGUUUUUUGAAAAAUUGGGAUAGAGGUAUUGGAAGGGUUGUGCUAGAAAGUAUAUCUAAUGUUCAUACAUAUUAUUGAGUCAGUUUUACAGAUGCUGAAAUGUUGCAAAAACUAUUAUAUGACUGUGAUAUGAUAUUGCACACAUUAUAUCCUUAGUUAGAACACCUGCCAUGGUGAGAUAAAUUUUCCUGCCUCUUACAUGUCCUGGUAUGUGUUUGGUUUUGAAGAUUCUGUCACUGAAGUUCAUACUAUAAUUCAUUAUUCUAUUUUUGAUUCAUUUUUGUAGAUAUUCCAACAGGCGAUGAACAUUUUCUCUCAACUACUAAGAGAAUCAAUGUUAAGGUAAUGGCAUUUCUUUUCAAUGUAAAAUGAAGAUUAUUUUCUUCUUGUUCCUGUUUGUUUUAGUCACUUUCUUGCUCACUCAAACAAAUCUUUCAUAUUUUUCAGAAACCAAAGACAAUCAGCAGGAAGACUUCUCAGUUAGUAGCUGUUGAAGUUUGUUCACCUGGUGCAUCAUACAAUCCAACAUAUGAAGAUCAUCAGGUAAAAAGCAGGCCUCUUAUAAACACAAGUUUACAGAGAUGCAUUGUGCUAUGUGGGCCAUUGGAAUGAUACCAACAGUACAGAAAAAUGUUAAGGAAACAGUAAUUUCAGGAUAUUGUCCGAUUCCAGAGAAAAUUAGUAAUAAUUAUAAUGUAAAAUUGGCUUUCUUAUACCCCAUUCACACCAGCAAAACAUGUUUUGUUAAACUGGUUUUCAUUUAAUGAAAAUUAUAAACAGAGAACUGAAAAACUUGAGGUACAUUUAUCAUAAUUUUAAUGGAUAAUUAUUAUGCAGUUUCAUGAAAAAAAAAAAAUAAAUGUUUCAACUUUUAAACAUGUUUAAGCUUUGGUGUGAAUGGGGCAUUAGGCAGGUACAUUUUCAGUCUCUGUGUUUAACUUUGAGGGGAAUGAGAGAUGUUCACCAGAACUUUGAGAUGAAAUUAUUUGAGAAGAGUGAUAUUGACACCAUAAACAUUAAGUCACUUGACAGUUUGCUGACUAAUGACAGAUUAAGGGAAAUUCAUAUCUGCUGUCUUGUUGAUUGUUGAUUUUUUGUUGGACCUCCAGCAAAAUAUAAGUCUUGCAUUUAUUAUAAGCCACUCCAAAAGAUCAAACAAAGGUAUGUUAGUCUCAUCAUGAACACCCUAAAUUAGACAAUGAUCUGGUUUUUAUUCCCUCAAGUGAGACAUUGUGCACUCUACCCUCCUUGGUUGCAUAUGGGUUUAAACCCCUCCCUUGGAUAACACAGCAACUAGUGUGUUUUAUCUCGGCCUUCUCAAUUGUAUGAAUUUAUUUUCAGUCUUUGCUUCAAAUGGCUCAUAAUGUGGAGUUAAGAAAAGUGAAAGAAACAGAAAAACUGAAAAGACAAGUGAAGCUCUUGACUGCAGAGGAGGCAGCUAAUUUGGUAAUCAUUAACAGUCAAAUGUGUUCAUGUUUGUUUGUGAACCCAGACAAAGCUGAUACAAAGGCAGCUGUUGAAUACAAAAAAACUGUUCUAGUAUGGUUAUAUAAGUAUAAUAGUUCUGUCUUGGGUUGUUAUACAAAUCCUUCUUUCUGAUUUGUGGCCAUGAACUUAACCUUCUUCUACAAGUUAGUAUGUGCAUGUAGAUGAUGCUGAAUUAAUUCAUUGAACUACUCCAAAUUUGUGAUGUUCAGCCAACAUGGAAUGAAGAGAUGAGUCAAGGAUUAUUUGCUGAAAAUGAUGCAGAGGAUGAUGAGAAUGAAAAUGAUCAUGAAAGUGCCCUUGCGGCUCCUGUGAGAGCUUUCAACAGAAAAACAAAACAGCAAAGGACGAAAGAAAAACAGAAACAGGAGGAAGUAAGUUAGCUGGUUGAAUUCCCUGUUGGUCUUUUGUUGAAUUUAACUUUAACCCCAAGUGUUGUCGAAAUGGUCCAAAAAUGGAAUAUGGUCAUAACUCAGAUAUCUAUCACUCUAAAUAUUACAGGGGAAAAUAUAAGGCACAAGUGGGAUUGUGGUAUCUAAUCCAUUGUGCUCAUGAGAGCUUUAUACGCUUCUUUUAGGUAAAGAGACUCGAGACAGAAAGAAAAGAAAAGAGGCAACAAAACGAGAUUUUUAGGUUGGUAGAAGCUGAUUUGUGUAUGUGAAUGUACAUUGUAUUAACAAUUAUGGAAUUGUGAUUUAUUUUCAGCAAAUCUUAGUUACACAGUUCAUGUAAAAUAAAUCUCAUAAAAUUCUUUUGAUGAAAACAAACAUGUACUAAUGACUGAUGGACAUCAUCCAGGAAUAUUGUGAGUCCUUCUGAUUGAUAUUUAAACCCUGUGUAUUAUUUAGCAGUCACACAAAUUAUGUACAUCUAGGACUUCUUUUCAUUCUUGAUUGCUGAGCCCUUUAAUACAUUUUUUUGUAACAGAUUAAAAGCUCUGAAGAAAGAAAUGAAAAUAGCUGAUGAGGAAGCUGAAAAAAGGAGAAGGAAGAAAAAAGAAACAGAGAGAAGUUCUUCAAUUAAACCUAAAAGACUUAGCAAGCACAAGUAUCCUACGUGUACCUCUAUUCGUAGCUUUAAACAAGAAUUAAUAUUAACAUCAAAUUUUAUCACUUGCACUGAGUACCACUGUCUGUGGGAUGCUAUGGGGUUGUGUUGUGUUGUGUUCCUUGCCACCAGGGAAAAAUUAUCACUGAUACAAAAUACUCAAGUGAAAUACUAAAUGUUUAAUAAAGUGGAGUUCAUUUUAAUCAGUAAAACAAAUAAAUCUUAUAUGAUUACUUAACUGCAACUUCAGAUAUGAAUCACCAGAUUGUGAGGUUCAGCUGAGUACAGAGCUGACUGGAAGUCUCCGCACCUUAAAGGUACGCUCACCUUACUGUGGUCACUUAAUGUGAUUAAAAUACCCAGUAACUUUUUUCUUUUUCUUUUUUGAAUAAUUGACUUCAAAAGGGAACUUACUUUAAUUUGUGAGUUAGUGAGUGGUAGGCACUUGAUUCACUCCUUAAAAAUGUAUUUAAUUUGUCAAAUGCUUGUUUUUUAUGUAAACGUUUUUGUCCAAACUGUUGUCUCUCUUUUCACAGCAAGAAGGAAACUUAUUUGAAGACAGAUUUAAGAGCCUCCAGCGAAGAAAUAUCAUUGAAACAAGACUUCCUGUCAAGUAAGUUGUCAACUUUCUCUACUGUUUUACUUCGGAGAAUUUCUUAUCAAGUUUUAAAUCAAGGACUUCAUCAAGUGGGUCAUUAGCAGUUUUAAAGACAGUUGUUGUGUGAUUUCUUAUUUCAGUUACCUGCUAAAUGUAAUUUUUACAGUUAAUUUGGUUCAGGAAUUGUCUCUUAUAUUGUUACUGUUGCUCUUUUUCUCCACCAGACCCUACAGAAAAUACAAGCAAAAAACAUAUACAAGAAAAUCACGUGAUAGGCCUUGUAUAAAGGAAAUAUAGAUGGAUCCAAAAGGUAAGUUUUUUAUAUGUUUGUGUUUAAUUGACAAAAAACCUUGCAGGAAGAACAACAAAAUUUUCAGUUAGUUUGUUAAGCAUUUUAAAGUGGUUCCCUGAGUGGAAAUACCCCAAUAGAUGUUAAUGAUGUACUUAUCAGAGACUUUGACAGAUCUACACUGUAUAACAGGUCUACUCUGUUAUGCAGAGGAACAGAGUGACAUAACAGAUCUACUCUGUUAUGUCUGUUACAGACAUAACAGAUCUAAUUUGCCCUUGAUACAGAAGGAAGACUGAUGCCAGAAACGAUUUUUAAACACAAACUGAAACUUUUUGUACUGAACUAUUGUAACCUCUACUUUAGCUUGUAGUCUUUUUUUUGGUAAUUUAUUUUUAAAAUUUUUAUGAAGAUCCUCCUGAAAACCACCAUCGGGUGAUUGGAGGCCUCCUCGUAAAACAUUUUUGUAAUUAUUAUUAUUAUUAUUAUUAUUAUUAUAUUAUUGAACAAACAAAUUCCUACGCAAUCGCCCUAUUAAAUUUAUUUUAAAUAUUUCUAAAUCAUUUGAAAAAAAUUAUCAGUUUUUUAUUCUUCAGUGUUUAUAGCUUUAUAUUCUAUAUAAAGUUCUAUCAUUCAUUCUGUUACUGUUAUCUAAUAAUUAAUCUAGUCGAAUGUCUAAUGGAAUCUUGUUUCGCGGUAGUCGUAAACUGCUCAAUAAAAGUCCAUAGAGGUUAUUACUGAUAGCCACUUUCAUUCACAAACUUGCUUGAAUUGUUUCGUACAUGUAAUAGUUUAUAGAGGAUGGCAGACCCUGCUCAGUUUCCUUAAAAUAUUCGCACGUGACACGAAUAUAUAUACGAUUCGAGUCACUAACCUUUUCAGUCAUAGAACCGUGAAAACUGGUAUACUCUCUGUGGAAUUUUUUCUGCCAUUUGUAUUUGUUUGAGGAUUUUUUUUCGUUUUGUUUCAGAAAUUAUGAACAGGUGAAUUACACAAGAAUUCGGAUGAAGCUGUUUUUUUUUUCACACAUAAAGCCAUUUUUUCCUAAUUUGUCAGAACAAAUUUCAAUGUUAUUUCACCUUCGAUUUUAUCAACCAAAUGCGUUAACAUGUAGUUCUAAUGAUUGGAAAGAAAAAGAGGAAAUAAAACAUUGGACCAAUAAAACGGUACAUUCAUUUAGCUUUGUAAAAAAACAGUUUAUUAGUGUAUUCGUAACGACUCCUUUCGCUUUGAUAUUUUUCUUUGCCUUGGACAAGACAGUAAUAAAAUUCUUAUUUUAUUGAUUUCGCUCAUUUGUUGGAAGUUUCUGCAUCGAAGAAGCCUGUGGCGGCAUGCGGCUAAAGUCACAGCAUGACCAAGG
This is a messenger RNA of Pocillopora meandrina, 6769 nucleotides long. The record is from the annotation of a GenBank genome assembly. Lineage: Eukaryota; Metazoa; Cnidaria; Anthozoa; Scleractinia; Pocilloporidae.